AUGGUUGCACAAGUGUGUUUAUUUAGGGAGGGGGGCACCGAAUAUUUACGCGCUCUUGAUUUCAACAUGGAAGACAGCGCACCUUCUCCCGAUCUAUUACAAGACCCAACAACAAUCCCUCUCCACGAAUGUAGGAGCAGCGAACAGAUUGAGGCAGCCACCGACAUUAUACAGCAACGCCCAUCCCAAUUGUACAACGCUCUUCAUGAUCGAGCAAAGCUGUUAGGCAACGGUGCCCAGUUUGAAGCCGCGUUACGCGAUGCAGCCGCGAUGCAGAGAAUACGACCUACUGUAGCCCUUGGUUAUCUUUGUGAAGGCGAUAUUUAUUGUCAACAAGGUCGUGUUGAAGAUGCUGUGGCCAUCUAUAACAAGGGACUUGAAGCCGUGCCUGCAUCCGAACCACAUUAUCAUGACCUACAGCAACAGCAGCAGCAACAACAACAACGCAUAGCAACAGCAGCAGCAAAGACAAAUACCAGCAGCAGCAACAAACGUAUCGACUUUAUCAGCGAAUUGCCUAUCGAUGUGGUCUCUACCAAUAUCAUACCAAGAUUCAUGCCGGUGUUGUUAUCCACGGGGUGUUGUCCUUAUCUCUAUGUAUCCCAUACUUGGCACCAACGUAUCAUCCAACAUGGUUUAAGCAUUGAGGUGGAUUAUGAGGCUCCGUCAUUCCGUGAAGGCCACGAACAGCUUAUUCGAUUUACACCUUACGUCAAGUCCUUGGAUCUCAUUGUCAGGAAAGAAAAGCAUCUGGUCAACCUUUUGUCACGUGCCAAGUUUUCAUCCUUGAAAAGGUUAAAGUUAGCCAGUGAAACGCCAGAGUCUCAAUUGAAAGGUUUGGCUAUGGUGGCGGAUACAUUGACACACUUGGAUCUCGGCUACAAUUCAUCCCUGCAUUUACGUGAUAUCAUGCAAACCUGUCCCAAUUUGACAUUUUUGAGAUUCCACGAUGUGAACGCCGUUAUCCCAUCAUCCAUUGGAUCUUUGCAAUACCCUCGAUUGGCCCAUCUUGGCAUCCACAGCUAUUCUCCGGAGAAUGUUGAAAAGGAUAAUCUGGUCCGUGUCUUGAGCCUAUUUCCUAACUUGGUGUCGUUUGAGAUGUCGCCUAUGCCUGAAGAUUCAAGUAUCUUGCUUCUAUUGACACAGCAAUGUCCGCAUCUAAGAACGCUUUUCUAUGGCCGUGAGAUGGAGGAGAAGGAUACCAAACCUAUUAUUCAUGCCAAGGAAAAAGGGAUCACAGUGGCCCGUUUGGGUCAAGACGACAUGUUUGAUCCAGAUGGGUUGAUAACGUUCCUGAGUCAGCAUCACCAAACAUUGAAAGAAUUGGAUUUGGACAUUGAUAUUGAGGAUGAAGAUGAUGGCCACAGCUCUUGGGGUUUGAAGGAUGGCAAUUUGAUCCGUCAUGGAAAGGUGGUACCCAUGUCUUUUCCAAACUUGCAAACGCUUCGUAUAGCAGGGGAUGAUUAUUCAUCAACACCUUGUCUUCCAUGGAUUUUGGAGAAUGCUCCUCAGCUUGAGUCUAUCACCGUCCCAGAAUCACGCUUCACCAGGGAUACAACACAAGGAUUGAAACAACUCAAGCAUUUGAAAAAACUACACGUAAAUGACGUGUUUGGGAAGGUGAAGGAUGCUGCUAUUGGACCCCUCUUGCAACAUCAUGCGGCUUUGGGAGAUCGUUCAACACUGGUGCAUAUCCAAGUCACCUUUGAUACGGAUCAACUCUCUGACGUUGCAUGGCUACCAUUGAUGUGCGGAUUGAAACAACUCAAAAAGCUUGAUCUAUUUGCGGAUCGCAUGAGGCGUGAUUGUAUACCUUUCUUGGCGAAACUCAGCAUCGGAUGUCCGGCAUUGGAUGACUUGAUGCUCGGCUAUCCCAGUACCCAUCUCGAGGAUGGUCUCAUUGAAGUUCUUUGUCCACACCCAAAUCUCAGGUCUCUCUAUAUUGGUGAUCAUCUAGAAGAUGAGGAUUUAUUUUGUCUUGCCAAUUUUCCUAAAUUAGAACGUGUUUAUCUUUGUUUCCCUCCACCAGAUUACAUAGUUGAUUCCCUACCCAAACGCAUUCAGCUUAUUUAUUGA
Molecule: messenger RNA, 2076 nt
Organism: Lichtheimia ornata
Lineage: Eukaryota; Fungi; Mucoromycota; Mucoromycetes; Mucorales; Lichtheimiaceae
Exons: 2
Coding region: 1-2076 (691 amino acids)
Molecular function (GO): protein binding
Source: RefSeq, a predicted model, not a curated record